Molecule: messenger RNA, 2406 nt
Organism: Phalaenopsis equestris
Lineage: Eukaryota; Viridiplantae; Streptophyta; Magnoliopsida; Asparagales; Orchidaceae
Product: vacuolar-sorting receptor 1-like
Exons: 13
Coding region: 187-2076 (629 amino acids)
Molecular function (GO): calcium ion binding
Source: RefSeq, a predicted model, not a curated record
CGGAGGCUGGCAAAUCUGCAUUUGCGUGGCAUUCGGUUGGCCUGAAGUAUCGGCUUCUUCUUCCACCUCUUCCAUCGGAAUAUCAAGAUUUACAAUCAGUUUCCUGUUAUACGUCGAUUUAGUUCUCCACGAGUUAGCGCUUGGGGUUUAAAUCGAAGCCGAUAGGGUUUUGUAACCGCUGAAUGGAUGUGUGCUGAAGCAAGAAUGAGGGGAAUUUUUUGCUUUUUGUCAUGGUUUUUGAUUAUGUGGGGCGCGUGUUGGGGGAAAUUUGUGGUGGAGAAAAAUAGUUUGAAGGUGAGCUCGCCGGAGGCAUUGAAAGGGGUAUAUGAGUGUGCUAUUGGAAAUUUCGGCAUUCCUCAGUAUGGUGGGACAAUGGUGGGCUUUGUAGCUUAUCGCAAAACUAACAGGAAAGCUUGCAAGAGCUUUCAGGAAUUUGAUGUCUCCUUCAAAUCGAAGCCUGGAGGUUUUCCAACCUUUAUUCUUGUUGACAGAGGAGAUUGCUAUUUUACAACAAAAGCAUGGAAUGCACAGAGUGUGGGAGCUGCAGCAAUUCUAGUUGCUGAUGACAAGGUGGAGCCAUUGAUCACAAUGGACACACCUGAAGAAGACAAUGGCCGAGGAGAUUACUUGCAAAAUAUAUCCAUUCCAUCGGCACUUAUCAGCAAAACCUUUGGGGAUAGUCUUAAGAAAGCCCUGAAGGACGGCGAAAUGGUAAGCGUAAAUUUUGAUUGGAGGGAAUCGUUACCUCAUCCUGAUGACCGUGUUGAGUUUUGGACGAAUGGCAACAAUGAAUGUGGCCCCAAAUGUGACAGCCAAAUAGACUUUGUUAGAAGUUAUAAAGGGGCGGCACAGGUACUCGAGAAAAAGGGUUACGCCCAAUUUACACCACAUUAUAUAACUUGGUAUUGCCCUGAAGUUUUCCUUUUGAGCAAGCAGUGCAAAUCACAGUGCAUCAACCAUGGAAGGUACUGUGCUCCUGAUCCUGAACAGGAUUUCAGUAAAGGUUAUGAUGGGAGGGAUGUUGUGAUCCAGAAUAUUAGACAGAUCUGCUUGUUUAAGGUUGCUAAUGAAAGUGGAAAACCAUGGCUUUGGUGGGAUUAUGCGACUGAUUUCUCCAUUAGAUGUCCAAUGAAAGAGAAGAAAUACACGAAGGAAUGUGCUGAAGAUGUGAUGAAUGCAUUAGGUGUUGACCUUAAGAAGGUCAAUGAUUGUAUUGGAGAUCCUGAGGCUGAUGAAGAGAAUGCCAUUCUGAAGGCUGAACAAGAUGCGCAGAUUGGCAAGAAAUCCCGCGGUGAUGUUACUAUCCUCCCAACGCACGUCAUAAACAACCGGCAGUACAGAGGCAAGUUGGAUAAGAGUGCUGUGCUUAAAGCAAUCUGUGCUGGGUUUCAGGAAACCACAGAGCCAGCUGUGUGCUUGAAUGAAGACAUUCAGACAAAUGAAUGCUUGGAAAACAAUGGUGGGUGCUGGAAAGACAAGGUUGCUAAUAUCACUGCCUGCAGGGAUACAUUCCGUGGAAGAGUUUGUGAAUGUCCCAUUGUCAAAGGUGUUCAUUUUGUUGGAGACGGAUAUACUCAUUGUAAAGCUUCUGGAUCUGGAAGAUGUGCAAUUAACAAUGGAGGGUGCUGGAAGGGAACUCAAGGCGGCAAAACAUUCUCUGCCUGUUUGGAAUAUGAAGCAAAUGGAUGCAAGUGCCCUGUAGGCUUCAAGGGUGACGGAAUUACAACUUGUGAAGAUGUGGAUGAAUGCAAAGAAAAGAUUGCCUGCCAGUGCCGGGAUUGCAAGUGUAAGAACACAUGGGGAAGCUAUGAAUGCGGCUGCCGUGGCGAUCUUCUUUAUAUGGAAGAGCACGAUACCUGUAUAAGCAAGAAGGCAUCAUCAGAAAUUAGCUGGAACUUCUUGUGGGCCAUUUUAUUUGGAUUAGAGGCUGCUGGAGUUGCAGGAUACGCAGUCUAUAAGUACAGGAUCCGGAAGUACAUGGACUCGGAGAUUCGUGCCAUGAUGGCACAGUAUAUGUCAUUGGAGAGCCAUAUAGAAGCACCAACAACUCAUACCCGCCUCGCUGAUAUAGUCUGAUAUAUAGAAUAUGUAUAUAUAUAUAUAUAUAAUGGGCUAUAAUCUAUACUUGAGAGGCCGGUUUCUAUGUACAUAUAGAUGAGUUAUGUUAUGCCUGGUUUUUUUUUUUUUGCUAGACUGAUGCUAGUCAAGGGGUAAUUAUAUAGAGUAAAUGAUGAUCAUAUUAUGAGAUUUUGCCGAAUUUUAUUAUGCAUGGAUGGCUGUCUAAAAAUUGUGUCAAUGGUAUGGUGCUAGUAGCGUACCAAAAUCAUGAAGAUUCUAGUUGAUGCUAAUUUUGGAGAAAUAUAUAACGCAUUGGCAGAGUUGGAGUAGCGAUAUUCUGUGAUGGAG